Molecule: messenger RNA, 1095 nt
Organism: Colletotrichum spaethianum
Lineage: Eukaryota; Fungi; Ascomycota; Sordariomycetes; Glomerellales; Glomerellaceae
Product: VMS1 protein
Exons: 1
Coding region: 1-1095 (364 amino acids)
Biological process (GO): glycerol-3-phosphate catabolic process
Molecular function (GO): NAD binding; oxidoreductase activity, acting on the CH-OH group of donors, NAD or NADP as acceptor
Source: RefSeq, a predicted model, not a curated record
AUGGUGUCGAGCGUGUCAGUAUUGGGCGCUGGGCCGGCCGGAUUCGCUCUGGCCGCAGACCUUCAGAACCGUGGGACGAAUGCGCUGCUGUACUCUCACCGGACUCACUUACGGCACGCCAAAGCCGUGAUGAAGACGGGCCGUCUCCAGCUGAGCUGCGCAAUGGAGGGCUUCACGAACUUGCGCCUCACCACCGACAUAGCCGAGGCUGUGGCCUUCUCAAGGUUUCUUAUCCUAACCGUGCCGUCCACUGGUCAGUUGACGAUCCUGGACGACCUGAGGCAUCACGACUUGCAGCGUCAUAUCAUAAUCGCCAUCCCGGGCAACCUGUUCUCGCUGCUCAAAGACGUCAACAUCGAAGCAGAAAAUAUUCUAGAGACCAACCUGUCGCCGUACUCGUGCCGCAUGGAAGACGGCAACCUGCUUGUCUUCGGCCGUAAAAGCGUCGUCUUCAUCGCGGCGCGGCGAAACAUCGGCGUCCAACCAGGCUUCUACGAGGAAAUUCAGAGCAUCUUUCCCACGAAGCUCCGAUGGUGCGACAACGUAGUCGAGGUUUGCUUAUCCAAUGUCAACGGCGUAUUCCACCCACUGAUGAUGCUGAUGAAUGCGGGCCGCAUCGAGGAUACCGCUGGCGACUUCCUGCUCUAUCGCGACGGCCUGACAAGAUCCGUCGCCAACGCCAUGCUGGCCAUCGACCGCGUGCGUAUGGAAGUCGGCGCCAAGUUCGGUCUGCCCACUAUGAGCGCCGUUGACAUUUCCAACGAAUGCUACGGCCAGGCCUUCUCUGACCUGGUUGACUUGGCCCGCAAUUCGCCGCCACACAACAAACUGCGCGCUCCGGCCGACAUUGAGAACCGCAACAUCUCGGAGGACGUUGCCGACCUACUGGUGUGCUGGCAUGGCCUAGCAGAGAAGGUCGGCGUCGAUGCCUCGCCUAUUGCCGCCGUCAUUAUUCUUGCCGAGAUGGCCACAGGGAUCGAGUUCAGAAAAACGGGGAGGAACCUCAGGAAGCUUCACCUCGACGGCGUCGGGCACGGCGAGCUCAUCAAUAUGUUCAGUCCAUACUUGACAUCACAAAACGAAGCUCGGCUUUAG